Molecule: messenger RNA, 1890 nt
Organism: Eubalaena glacialis (North Atlantic right whale)
Lineage: Eukaryota; Metazoa; Chordata; Mammalia; Artiodactyla; Balaenidae
Gene: EBF3
Product: EBF transcription factor 3
Exons: 17
Coding region: 1-1890 (629 amino acids)
Biological process (GO): regulation of transcription by RNA polymerase II
Molecular function (GO): DNA-binding transcription factor activity, RNA polymerase II-specific; RNA polymerase II cis-regulatory region sequence-specific DNA binding
Source: RefSeq, a predicted model, not a curated record
AUGUUUGGGAUUCAGGAGAAUAUUCCGCGCGGGGGGACGACCAUGAAGGAGGAGCCGCUGGGCAGCGGCAUGAACCCGGUGCGCUCGUGGAUGCACACGGCGGGGGUGGUGGACGCCAACACGGCCGCCCAGAGCGGCGUGGGGCUGGCGCGGGCGCACUUCGAGAAGCAGCCGCCUUCCAACCUCCGGAAAUCCAAUUUCUUCCACUUCGUGCUGGCGCUCUACGACAGGCAGGGGCAGCCGGUGGAGAUUGAAAGGACCGCUUUUGUGGACUUUGUGGAGAAAGAGAAAGAGCCCAACAACGAGAAAACCAACAACGGCAUCCACUAUAAACUCCAGUUGCUGUACAGCAACGGAGUCAGAACGGAGCAGGAUCUGUAUGUUCGCCUCAUAGAUUCAAUGACCAAACAGGCCAUCGUCUACGAGGGCCAGGACAAGAACCCGGAGAUGUGCCGCGUGCUGCUGACCCACGAGAUCAUGUGCAGCCGGUGCUGUGACAAGAAAAGCUGUGGCAAUAGAAACGAAACACCCUCAGACCCUGUGAUCAUUGACAGAUUCUUUCUAAAGUUUUUCCUCAAGUGCAAUCAGAACUGUUUGAAGAAUGCAGGCAACCCUCGGGACAUGCGAAGAUUCCAGGUUGUCGUGUCGACCACGGUCAACGUGGACGGCCACGUGCUGGCCGUGUCUGACAACAUGUUUGUGCACAACAACUCCAAACACGGGCGGCGGGCCCGCCGCCUGGACCCGUCAGAAGGUACGGCCCCUUCUUAUCUGGAAAAUGCCACUCCGUGCAUCAAGGCCAUCAGUCCCAGUGAAGGCUGGACCACGGGGGGAGCGACCGUGAUCAUCAUCGGAGACAACUUCUUUGAUGGGCUCCAAGUUGUGUUCGGGACCAUGUUGGUAUGGAGCGAGCUGAUCACUCCCCACGCCAUCCGAGUCCAGACCCCACCGAGGCACAUUCCUGGAGUCGUCGAAGUCACCCUGUCCUACAAAUCCAAGCAGUUCUGUAAAGGUGCUCCUGGGCGGUUUGUCUACACCGCCCUUAAUGAACCAACCAUAGAUUACGGCUUUCAGAGGCUGCAGAAAGUGAUCCCACGACAUCCGGGCGAUCCCGAAAGGUUACCCAAGGAAGUGUUACUUAAGAGGGCGGCCGACCUCGUGGAAGCCUUAUACGGGAUGCCCCAUAACAACCAGGAGAUCAUCCUGAAGCGAGCGGCUGACAUCGCCGAGGCGUUGUACAGCGUCCCUCGCAAUCACAACCAGAUCCCCACCCUGGGCAACACCCCUGCGCACACGGGCAUGAUGGGUGUGAACUCCUUCAGCAGCCAGCUAGCCGUCAACGUGUCAGAGACGUCACAAGCCAACGACCAAGUCGGCUACAGUCGCAAUACAAGCAGCGUGUCCCCGCGAGGAUACGUCCCCAGCAGUACUCCCCAGCAGUCCAAUUACAACACAGUCAGCACUAGCAUGAAUGGAUAUGGAAGUGGCGCCAUGGCCAAUCUAGGGGUCCCGGGCUCGCCUGGAUUUCUUAAUGGCUCCUCCGCUAACUCUCCCUACGGCAUAGUGCCGUCCAGCCCUACCAUGGCAGCCUCUUCGGUCACCCUCCCUUCAAACUGUAGCAGUACACACGGCAUUUUCUCAUUCUCACCUGCCAAUGUCAUCUCUGCAGUGAAACAAAAGAGCGCCUUCGCGCCCGUGGUCCGGCCCCAAGCUUCCCCUCCUCCUUCCUGCACCAGCGCCAACGGGAACGGACUGCAAGGCUCUCUGCUGGGUGCUGAGGACGCUACCGUGGAGAAGACAAACUGGCCCUUUUGUGAAGUCGGUGGCAUAUUUCACUUUGAUGAACUAAUGCUCAAAAAAGGAACUGGAAAGCUAUGUCUGGGCUGGUAG